Messenger RNA from Aspergillus calidoustus, 1391 nucleotides. NCBI's taxonomy places the organism in Eukaryota, Fungi, Ascomycota, Eurotiomycetes, Eurotiales, Aspergillaceae. The record is from the annotation of a GenBank genome assembly.
AUUGAGAAUAUCAAAUCGAGCAGAAAUUCUCGAUGAACGUACACCAUGUCUGCAUCGAUCACCACAGACGUCAGUAACUAUGAGGCUAAGGGAUAUGGCGACCCAAGCCAUAGGAUGAAGGCCCUUACCUGGCAAGGGAAGAAUACGGUCAGAGUUGUGGAAACGGCUUGCCCAAAGAUCAUCGAUGAAGGCGAUGUCAUACUCAAGGUGACCGGCAGUACGAUCUGCGGUAGUGAUCUCCACCUUCUGCAUGCGGCCAUUCCAGAUCUUCAGAAAGGUGAUAUCCUCGGCCACGAGUUCUGCGGUAUUGUCUCAAGCGUGGGGCCAGCAGUCAAGAAGGUUAAAGUGGGCGAUCGCGCUGUGGCAUCCUUUCAAAUUGCCUGUGGACAGUGUUAUUAUUGCAAGAAGAAGUUGUCCUCAAUGUGUGAGAGGACGAAUUCGAACGAGGAGGCCACUAAGCUAUAUGGGCGUCGAACAGCUGGCAUGUUUGGAUACUCUCACUUCACGGGGGGCUUUGCUGGUGGACAAGCGGAAUACGUUCGUGUCCCUUACGGUGACGUGAACCUUCUUCAGCUGCCCGACGACGUCCCUGAUGAAAAAGGACUCUACCUUUCAGAUGUGUUAGGAACAUCUUGGAACGCGGUUGUCGAUACUGGAGUUGAGGAGGGUGACAUUGUGGCAAUCUGGGGAGCUGGCCCAGUUGGACAAAUGGCAGCGGAAUUCAGUUUCUUCAAUGGUGCAAAGAGGGUCAUCCUCAUUGAUGGCGGCGAUGGAAAAUGGCGACUAGACUUUGUCAAAAAGAUUAUACCCAAGCUCGAGACAGUUGAGUAUACGAACCUUCCCAAGGGCGAAUCUGUGACCUCGACUCUGAAGAAAAUGUGCGAUGGCCGCGGACCUGAUGUGGCUAUUGAGUGCGCCUCCGGGGAGUAUACCAAAGGAUGGUCUCAUUACUUUGAGAGAUUGCUCGGCAUGGAAACGGACACCUCUGAGCUGAUCAACGAGAUGAUUACAUCUGUCCGAGCGUUCGGGCGCUGUGGGGUUACUGGCGUAUAUGCCGGCUAUUGUAAUCACUUUAACAUCGGAUCCUUGAUGGAGACUGGGAUCAAGCUCCUUGGCAAUGGACAAGCCCCUGUGCAAAAGUAUUGGAAAGACCUCCUGAAGUAUAUCCAAGAGGGCAAGAUCCAUCCCUUGCAUAUGGUCACCCACCGGUACAAGCUCGAGGACAUGGAGACGGUCUAUGAUUUAUUCAAUAAGCGCGAUCCGGGUAUGCAGAAGGUCUUUGUCCAAACAAAAUUUUCCGCCCCUCCAUCACCUGGAGCUCCUAAGUUGACAGUUGUCUAAGCUGUACUAUGUUACUUAAAAGUGUCUUUAUAUUAGUUAAUGCUUGUGGG